Molecule: messenger RNA, 591 nt
Organism: Camellia sinensis
Lineage: Eukaryota; Viridiplantae; Streptophyta; Magnoliopsida; Ericales; Theaceae
Source: RefSeq, a predicted model, not a curated record
AUGUCUCAGUCUGAUCUAUUUAGCCCAGAAGAUAUAGGCAAUGUUGUUGGCCCCAUUGACGACAUAUUUUUGUUGUACAUUCCUGGGUAUUAUAGCAACAAUGACCGUAUGGCUCUGUGGAACCCUGCUAUGAGAGAGUUCAACCGCCUCCAUGUACUCGAACCUAUCUUUCUCCCGAAUUUUCAUGCCGUUACAAAUGUGGUUGGAUUUGGGUUGAACCCAUUGACUAGGGAUUACAAGAUUAUUUGGAUUCGUGACUUUGUUGAAACGAUUGGUGAUGAAACAUAUGAUCUAUAUUAUCCUUAUCAUGUUGCUGCAAUAUACACUCUAGGUAAAGAUUCGUGGAGACAUUUCGAUCUUCUUACAAUACCUAAAGACCGUACUAUCUAUAAUUCUUUGUGUGCCACAUGCAUAAAUGGAGCAUAUUAUUGGCUGUCUGGUUUGGAUUAUAGUGAACAUAGGAUCCUUUCAUUUGACAUGCGGCUGGAGGAAUUUAGAGAGAUAGAGGGGCUUGAUCAUCCUGAACCUAAAUGGAGGUUUCUUUCAUUGUACAACGAUUCUAUUGAUUUGUUCCUUUGUCAAACUGUGUGA